CAGAAAUAGCCACGAAGAAUGUUGAUGACUGAAGUGGCCUCACAAGUCACAAGUCGCAACCAAAAAUUCGAAACCGCAGCUCGGAGAAGAAGAAGCAGCGGCAAUCCUCAGUUUCUCGCUUGAGGCUUUCUUCCGGUUGAAAGAUAACUGCCAGGCUUCUUCCUUUUGGUAUGUAUGGAAGACCUACCUCAAAAUUUGGUCGAGAGGUUUUUGUUUUCCUUGAGCAGUCGAGCCAGUAGGUUUUUCUUUAUAAGGGAAGCUACCAGCUGCUUGCAGGAUCAGAAGGGUCUGAUUUCGACAAAGAUAGGAACACCAAUUCGUCCUCCCUGUUUUAACAAAGCUUGGUGCAUGAAUGUGAUUUCUCUAACAUGGAUUCAGAAUCAAUGAUUAGUAGCUUGAGUCAAUUUGGUUUGUGGCCCAAAAGGUCCGUCCUUGGAGAGAAUUUAAGUUAACCGAAACAUGCCCUAUAUUCUCUGAACCGAGUAAUAUGUUCUGAAUGCUAGAAAUUGUUAAACUGCUAAGGGGAUGCGGUGUAAUUCAGUGGUGCAAUGAUGGUAUGUUCUAACAAAGAACGCACUCUAAUUUCUUUGAUUGAAAACUUGUGAGAUGCACUUAGUUUUUGCCUCGGUUUCUGCUGAAUCUGAUGUCAUUUUUGUCUGGGAAGAUCUCAAUUGUUAACGAACAUGCAAAUCAUCUUUUCUGAAGAGUGGUUGUUUGUCGGUAUCAUUUUUUUCUUUUCCAGUUGAAAUGGGUUGGAAGGCAGCCGGAAAGUUGAUCAGACACUGGAAAGUACUCAGAGGAGAUAAUGUGAGAAUGCUUUGUGGGAUCUGUUGUUCACCCAUUUUGAUCAACUACCAAGCAUGGAUAUAAUGUUUCCUAUCAUCUUCAUCCAUUUCAGGUCAUGAUUAUUAGGGGCAAGGAUAAGGGCGAGUCUGGUCUGAUUAAACGUGUAACCCGCUCUCAAAAUCGCGUUAUUGUCGGGGAAAAAUAUGGUAGGAAGCUAAGGUUUCUGUGUUUCACUGCCUUGUUCUUUCCUAGGGUGCUACAAUUACAUUAGCUGUGAAGAAUAUAAGCUUCCAUCUCCUGCUGGAUCUGUAUGAAAGUCUUACUAAUGAUGAACUGAAUCAUGGAUUUGAAGGGAUCAUAAUCUACAAGUGUGGUGCCUAACUUGUGUGGGUUGUCCAAUCUAUAUAUUCAUAUCUGAACUUUUUUUAUCUGAGGAAUACACCCUUUGGUUCUUCGGUUACAUGUCCUCUAUCUCGAGGGAGUACAUGUUGCAGCCAUAUUUGCAUAUACCUCUCUGUUUGUAGUUCUCAUCGCCUUUGUUUUUUAUCUGAAAUUUAUUAUCCAAAAGCCUCACUAGUUCGUUGAUGAUAUUAGUUAUCAGCUAGUUUGAACAAAAUAAAUUCAGGCGAACACUUCGGAUAACUGUGCCUGAGCUUAUCAAUAGUGUCAAUUUGUUCCAGCUUGUGUUCAUGUUUCUAGAUAUGGAAGCAAGACCCACUUUGUAGUGUGUUAGUGUGUAACUUUAGGCCCAGAUUGUACUCUAGGGAAAGAGAGGGUUGAGUUUCCCUCGGCUUCUUGGCAAGGAAUUAUAAAAUUCACUUUUCUUUUUUAUGCUAUCUUCUGGUACUCUUCUUUCAAAAAUCUGUGUUCAUGGUCUCUAUGCGACUGUAACUACUGGGUGAGCAAGUCAAGUGAAAUAAUAUAGACUUGGCUGUCUUCAUGGUAAUUUCUCCUUUAUUGGCAGGUUACGAAGCAUAUAAAAGCAGGUGAAGGUCACGAGGAAUCUUCACAGUUGAAGCUCCACUUCAUGCAUCAAAUGUCCAAGUUGUUGACCCACUCACAGGGUAUACAGUCUACCCAUUACUACAAAGUUUACUGCAUGCCAUUUGUUUCUCCCUAGCCUAACAAUUUCAACAUUCUGCAGGAGACCCUGCAAGGUUGGAAUCAAGUAUCUCGAGGACGGUACCAAGGUAAGAGUGUCAGUGUCACGAGCAUCUCAAUCGAUAAUUCUACGUCCUGAGAUAUUGAAGAUAAGGACGACGCCAAGACCUAACAUAAGCGUCUCUCACUCACUCGUCUUGCUAGAUCAUGUGAACAACACCCUUGAUCCUAUCUAACUUCAGUUUGCUUCUUUUGCUAUACAAAUACAGCCGGUCAGAAGGACACUCCGAUGGAUCUCGUGCUGGAGAAGGCCUACGACUGUAAAACUGGGAAGUGCAUGCCUGAUCUUUGAGAAAACUGAGCGGCACCUUCAAUUUGGUAUUCUGCUACAACAGGUCAAUAAAUUGCUUAUGUACCCAUGGAACGUGCAUCAUUCAUCUUAUGGAGCAGGUCCGGGGCGGGUUUCUUGGUACCCAUACCCGCCCCGUGGCAGGUCGGGUCCAGGUCGGAGCAGGUUGACCCAAUGGGUAUGCAAUUUAUAUGAAAAACAUUAGAAAUAUUCGUUAUUUUAUUAUAAGACCAAGAAAACAAACAAUAUUUUGAUAAAUAUAGUUAAAUUAUUAGAGUAAUUGAGGUUUUCACUAAUUUACAAUUUUAUUAUAGCUAAAUUAUGAUGUAAUAAAAGAAAAAUUCUAAGUAAUUUGACUAAGAUUACAUGUAAUUUAGGCAAGAACGGGCCGAGAAUGGGCGGGCCAGGACAGGCCGGGUUAAUGAGAGUACCCAUGCCCGGCCCGCCCCAAAACAGGCCAAACAAAUUGGGUAAAACGAUUCAGGUCGAAAUUGCCAUCCCUAGGGUUAAUGACCAAUAUGGUCACUGAAUUCAGCUAUAUAGAGCACGUUGAGCUCUGAAUUUCAAUACUGGACAACUAAGCAUGAAAUUGCCACUUAGACUGCCACGUAAGAUGAGGAGUUGCUCUGUUUCAGAAUUGAUAUCUAGGCACUAGGCUUCCUCUAUCUGUAUUCUCUGUUUCGUAUGGGAAAAUUGAGCCACAUGAAGAUUAACGAAAAUGAUGGUCGCAGUUACCUUUUGAGAUUACUACUAACUAAUUUCCAAAAAAGCCAAUAAAGAAAAGACAAAAAGUAAAAACAAAAUUUUCGCCACCUAGCCUCCGGCGAUCUUUCCCGGAAAAGAUUAUCUUCAAAUCAAAGUAGGAAAAGUAUGCCCUCCCAUCCCAAAUGAUUUCUCGGAAACAUCAUCUAGUAAAUCAUUCUUUGUUGUGUAGUAUUCCCAAAAUAUUAAUACACCUAUACUUAUACUGAGUUACAGAGUUGCUCUGUUUCAGUAAGCUGUUGACUUGGCCUCCCAUUUCUACUUAGCCGCUCCGUCUCAGAAGUCAGAAGUGAUAGUUCUUUCCUAGUCUGGUUCAUAUGAAGAUUGAUGGUAGCGAUCAACACUGUCAACUCGACGACGACGGGGACUACGUCGUGGUUGAGGAAGAAGAGCUUGCUCUGACUCUCGUCAAUGCUAAUGAUCAUCUUAUUCUUCCCACCAAAUUUGGUAAUUGGCUCAGCCGCAAAGUCAUCCGCCCCCUUCUCUUCACGCCCGCUUCUUCAUCUUCUUCUUCUUCUUCGGAGUUGAUUCUUUUCAGAGACAGUAGCAGCAGCGAUUCUGGUCUGCGAUCAAGCAAAUACGACGUCUUCAUCAGCUUCAGAGGAGUCGAUGUUCGAAACUCCUUCCACAGCCACCUGUACUAUCACCUCAACUGCUUAAAGAAACUCGCUGUCUACAGUGACGACGCUGAUCUGGAAAGAGGGCGGCAUAUCUCGCCGGAUAUCUUGCUAGCAAUCGAGAGAUCAGUGGUUUAUAUAGUGAUUCUCUCCCCCAACUAUGCGGGUUCUCCAUGGUGCUUGGAGGAGCUCAAGAAGAUUCUCCGGUGUAGGAAGUUGUACGGUCGGAGGGCUAUACCUGUGUUCUACGGCGUUCAUCCUUCGGAUGUCGAGAAGCAAAAAUUGCCCUCUACUACUACCAUCGCCGCCGCGGCGAAUGUUCAAAGCUGGAGAGAUGCAUUGCGUGAGAUAGCCAGCCUCUCUGGAUUCGACUCUCAGGUCAUCAGACGAGAAACUGAACUCAUAGAGGAAGUCACCAAAAAUGUCUUCCAGGCAAUACGCAGCAGCAGUGAGAUGGUGAAGCUUUCAUCAUAUUCUGUCAGCAGAGGUUUAGUCGGGUUAGAGAUAAAAAUGAAACAAGUUCAGCGGCUGUUGUGCUUUGCUGAGAUGAGCAAUCGGACGAUAGGAUUGUGGGGAAUGGCCGGCAUUGGCAAGACCGCUCUUGCUAAGGCCAUAUUCGAUGUGUUCUCUUGUCAAUUUGAGGCUUCCUACUUCUUCAGUAAUUUUGCAGAUGCAUCACAACUUCGCAGAGAUCUGCAAAGUGACUUUUUCUCAAAACUGUUGGGUGAUGAGAGUGGUGGCAGAUCAGCAUUAUCCUACGAGUUGACGCUUCAUCGUCUUGGCCGAAUGAAGGUUCUGGUCGUGAUCGAUGAUAUAGGCAACGAUGUGGGCAACAUAGGACCAUUGAAGGAUCUGUUAAAUGGUCAGUACUGCGAUUUGUUUGGUCCUGGGAGUAAGAUCAUCAUGACAAGCAGGAAUAAACAGCUUCUGAAGAGUGUGUGCCAUCAUGUAUAUGAAGUCGAGCCUUUAAACGAUGGAGAAGCCUUUCAACUCUUCUGCUUGCAUGCUUUCAGAAGCGAUAACAGUCCCCAAUCUGAAUACAUGGAGAUGGCCUUGGCAGCUGCACAUUACGCAAGUGGGAAUCCACUAGCGAUUACUGUGUUGGGCGCACACUUACAUGGUCGUGAUCUCCAGUUUUGGGAUCGGGAGCUGAAGGCUUUGCACGGCAAUCCAGAUCCAGUGGUUGAGAACAUCUUGAGAAGGAGUUACGUUGGAUUGAGUCGAGUAGAAAAAGAUGUAUUUCUUGAUAUUGCAUGCUUUUACAAUUACUGGUACCGUAUGGAAUUGAAGGAAUGUGUGGAAAUGUUGUCACCAGGUGGCACUGGCAACAUCAUUCCUAACCUUGUCGACAAGGCGCUUAUAAGUAUUGAUAUGAGUUUUGCUGACACAAUAGUAAUGAAUGCUUUGCUAAAAGACUUUGGCCGCAGAAUUGUCAAUGAAGAGCGCCACAUUGAAAAACGUUCGAGGUUGUGGAAUGCAAAAGACGAAUACUACCUCUUCAAGAAAAAAAAGGGUACUGCAUCAAUUGAAGGCAUCUCAUGGGUUUUUGGAGGUGACGAGGGAUACAUGCCACCUGAGACAAAGACAUACAUACAGUCUGACGCUUUUGUGAAAAUGGAAAAUCUGCGAUUCCUUGUAGUUCAUCUUGGUUUCUGCAAUUUGAUUCCGCCAGAUGACGGCUUGAUAUCCCUGCCAAAUACUUUGAAGGUUCUUGAAUGGCACUCAUUCUCUUCGAAGUCUUUGCCAUCCCAAUUCUCUGCUGAACAUCUGGUCAUACUUAAUCUGAAAUAUAGCAAGAUCGAGCAGGUUUGGGAAGGUGAUGAACUUAUGGAUUUGGGGAAUUUGAAGUACCUUUAUCUUUGCCUAUGCCGGAACUUGAGAAAGCUGCCUAAUCUCUCAACAGCUAGAAGGCUCGAAAGAAUCGAGCUUUUUGGCUGUGAGAGUUUAGCCGAGCUUCCCAAAUCGAUUUGGGAUCUUCCCAAAUUGGAAUGGCUCGAUGUGACUGGUUGCAGGAGCCUACAGUUGAAUUACUUGGAAUGUCCAGAACAGAACACUGGUCUUGAUUCUGUUUAUUCUAGUUCCACGUCAUGCUCAUCGCCUAUUUUGGAACUGGGCUUCGUUGACUACAUGGAGUUGGCGGCAGUUCCAUCCUCCUCCUCCAUGGGAGAUCUCACUCCGCUAACUCAAUUGAACUUCUCCGGUUGCACAAGUCUAGAAAGCCUUCCCAACACCAUCCACAAGCUAUCCAAUUUACAAACCCUCAACUUGCGCCAUUGCCAUCAAUUGAUUCGUUUACCAGGCCUUCCUUCAUCCUUGACAGAUUUGGAUGCAAGUGAUUGCACAUCACUUCAAACCUUGUCGAUUGACAAUAUUCUUGAGAAUCAUGAUUUAUCCAAGAUAAGCAGAUGGGACUUUAGCCAGUGCUGGAAGCUGGAUCCGGUAGUGUGCAGUAAGCUUGUGGACAAGUUCACUCAGGAUUGGAUUCGAAACUCCGGCUUCCCAUGUAUCAGACCGUCACGCCUCAGACUCCCGGGGAAAUGGGAUAUCAAGAGUGCUGGUGAAGGAGGAAGCAUAAUGGGAUGUAACACUAACAACGAUGAUAAUAAUAAUGCAAUGGCGACAGCACAGUUACGUGGACAACCUUGGAAGCUCAAGGCGCUAAUUUUAUGUGCUUUACUCGACUACCGACCCCUUGCUGAUUACUUAGAGUGUCAAGUUGACUGCGUGUUGCUCAACAAUGGUGUCGAAGUUGCUGUGAGCUCAUGCAAUUUGACAUGUUGUCCAUCAUACGAGGAUCAUGAGGAUGAGGAGGAGCAUCUCCCAAAUGGUCACAUUUGGGUAUGGUUCACUAACGACUUGGAUAAAAUGAGGAUGAUACAACAAUUCGCUGACAAAGAGGCUGAUCAUCCUGGCGGCACAGUUGAAUUCUUGUUUCGUAGCUUGUAUUGGCCGGGCAAAAUACCCGAAUUGACGAAGAAUUGUCGGGUGAUUCCGAUUUACGACGACAGAGUUUUGACAUAUGAAGAUGAAGAAGAAGAAGACAAUGAUCGAUCUCCACACAACGUCAUAGGAUUAUAUGAUAAGUUGCGCACUGGCCAGUGCAAGUACUUCAAAGCUACCAGCAAAAGGACGCAAUGGCGAACAGCUCCACCGUCGCCUAGCUCGGGCUCCUCUCAACAGACUCCUCCUUCCGCCAUCAGUCACCACACCGACGGUUACCAGAUUCACCCCGUUCCAACCCCUCUGCCUUCUCCAUGAGCAUAAAGGAGUUCAGCAAGCACCGCUCUCUGCUCAAUGAUACCCGACGGCAUUGAAGUGAUUUCCUGUAACUGUCCUUCCUUCUGGGUUCGUCUCACCAGCAGACUGUACAGCUUGCUUGUUGUUAUCUGCCUUAAUGUUUUAGCUGGUGGGGAGGUUGAUUUGGAUCAUACGUGUUUUGAUUACCAGUGGUCUUGGUUCUAUUGGAAUAUGUGAAUAGAUGGUCUCGUCUCGUUUCAUGAAAUUAUACUGUAUGGACUAAUCUCAUUCGAUUCGAAUGAGGAUAUCACGUUAAUCAUCGUGUUCUUGUCUUCUUUUGUUGAUUUCGUCACCUUUGAUUGUCCUUUUUCUUUAUUUAUUCUGUUGAACUUCUUCUGGCUACCAAUGGCCUGUUGGGUUGUUAAUCCUUCUAGCAUGCCUGAACUUUGAGAAAACUGAGCUGCACUGCACCUUCAACUCUGUAUUCCGGUUAGAUGGGUCAGUAAAUUGCUUAAAAACCCAUGCCAUGGGGCCUUGCUCCUUUGCUUCAACUUGCAUCAUUCAUCUUGUGCCCAAGAAAAAACGUGUAUGAUC
This is a messenger RNA of Linum trigynum, 7446 nucleotides long. The record is from the annotation of a GenBank genome assembly. NCBI's taxonomy places the organism in Eukaryota, Viridiplantae, Streptophyta, Magnoliopsida, Malpighiales, Linaceae.